AUGGAUGGCGAUGAUGAGCCCGUUUCGGGAAUGGAAUUUAAUUCAUUAGAAGAUUUAAUGAAUUAUUAUAAGGAAUAUGGCAAAAAACGCGGGUUUGGGGUGAUGACAAAAAGGAGUGAGAGGGGAGAGGAUGAGACUGUGAGAUAUGUCACUCUUGCCUGUGCCCGUGGAGGGAAGGCCCGGAAUAGGACUAUAAAUGUCGCCAACCCACGUCCGACAGGAAAGACGGAAUGUAAGGCAAAAAUUAAUGCAUUAAAAGUUGCUGACGGAAAGUUUCGGCUGACUACAGUUCACAAUCUCCACAACCACGGCCUCAGUCCAAAGAAAUCUCGGUUCUUUCGAUGUAAUCGAGAAGUGAGUGAAUCUGUUAAAAGGGUCCUAGAUACAAAUGAUUUGGCCGGCAUCCGAAUGAAUAAAAGUUUUGGGUCUCUUGUUGUUGGCGCGGGUGGUUUUGAGAACCUCCCGUUUUUGGAAAAGGAUUGUCGUAACUACAUCGACAAGGCACGACAUCUACGAUUGGGCGCUGGUGGUGCUGGAGCGCUUCGAGACUACUUUCUACGAAUGCAGUACAAAAAUCCGGGGUUCUUUGCACUAAUGGAUUUGGAUGAUGAAGGGAGGUUAAAAAAUGUUUUUUGGGCAGACCCCCGUAGUAGAGCAGCUUACCAAUAUUUCGGGGAUGUCUGUAUGGAUGGUAUAGCACCGAAGGCUAUUAUUACUGACCAAGACAGAGCCAUGAAAAAUGCAAUUAAGAUUGUUUUCCCAGAAAGCCGACAUAGAUUUUGCUUGUGGCAUAUCCUUAAGAAAGUCCCUGAAAAGCUUGGCUGUUAUGGUUCUUACAAAGAGUUUAUACGCUGA
Molecule: messenger RNA, 855 nt
Organism: Juglans regia (Persian walnut)
Lineage: Eukaryota; Viridiplantae; Streptophyta; Magnoliopsida; Fagales; Juglandaceae
Product: protein FAR-RED IMPAIRED RESPONSE 1-like
Exons: 3
Coding region: 1-855 (284 amino acids)
Source: RefSeq, a predicted model, not a curated record